ACCUGCCAUCCUAAACAUCUUGUUGCAUGCUGGGUAAUGAUCGGAGAGAGAGGUAGAGGAGGGGACAGUACCAUUACCGGCAGAGUCUAGCUUUAAUGAAUAUAUAUGCCAUUCAUAAUCAUAUAUGUCUGGUUUUAUCAGUAUUAGACCGCAUAUGUCUGUCUUGUUCUGAAUCAUGUGGUUGAAUCUUCAAGGUCCCUGAGGUAACGUUAACGUUAAGUUAUUUUUUGCUAUCUAGGCUUCUAGCAAACAUAGGUUGAUGACUCGGACGCGGAAAGAGAGCACUCUCAUGGAUUGAUGCUAAAUGUCGUUAGCUAGUGUUAGCAGCAUUGACUAAUAAUCUUGAGAAUGACGAAGGAAUCGUUUUAACGUUAUUGGGAGCGACAGUUACCAGCGAUACAACUAGUGGGCUACACGGCAGUUUAGUGAUCAUUCAGGUGUGACCCCGUGGUUUCUGGUGUGACUGGACAGGACGAUGGAGCCUGAUGUCAUCCGCAUGUACUCUUCCUCUCCUCCUCCGAUGGAGGAGGGUGCAGAGGAGGAUGAAGACGAGUUUGGUGACUUCUCUGGAGUACCCAACAGCAUCAGCCUCACUGACUUUAACAUGGCGACCACAUUCAACCAGUCACAGACCCUCGCUGCUACCUCUCCCCCAGAGCUCCUCAAUGGUGGACUCUCAGGCCACGGGGGAUCUGCUAAGGCCAAUGGAAUAGUCCCGGGGCAAGGAGACGGGGCCCCGGGGAGGACAGUUAGCGCAGACGAGCUAAAACAGUUAGCGGAGCGUUCACAAACCACUACCCACACAGACUCUGUGCUGAUCGGGGAGAGAGACUGGACUGAGGGGGAGCGUUCACAAACCACUACCCACACAGACUCUGUGCUGAUCGGGGAGAGAGACUGGACUGAGGCGGAGCGUUCACAAACCACUACCCACACAGACUCUGUGCUGAUCGGGGAGAGAGACUGGACUGAGGGGGACAGUGAGGCCUGUAACGGCAACCCAGAGGGCACCAGUCGACUCACAAAUGGGUUCGCAGCUUUUGAUGAACGAGGAACCCCUCCCCUUGAGCCUCAUGCACCUGUCAAACCCAGAGGCCCAGACCCCCAUGCUGCUGCUACUGACUGCUGCCUGACUUCGACUGGCACGGAUGAGAAUGAGGAUGACUUUGCAGAUUUUGCAGCAUUCUCCAACACUAACAGCCACGGUCACAGCAACGACGUCACGAACCAGAAAGAUAGCUGGGGAAACCCGUUUGUUGCAGAGUGGCAAGCGGAACAUGAUGUCCCCCGAGCUCCGAGCGCUGAUGGAGAGCGUGGGGAGUCAAGCUCGGAGGAGAAUGUAAUUAGGGACCCUUGUGGUGCUGAGAUGGAUCUGCAGUCGCUCCCCAGCGGGACCUCAGGGGGACUGAGGAAUGGAGACGGUAGCGUCCACUCAUGGCCUGAGCCUGAGCCUGGGCCUGAUAUAACUCUAAGGGACAUGGAAACUGACACCUCACACACUACAGACACACAGUGCACACAGCAGAGAAAGAUCACUCUUAAUGGAGCGAUGCAAGAUGGCUCAGACGAUGAAGGGGUCAAGGUUCACAGCUCCGUCUCGCCCAGCGUGGCGUGCACAGACGACCAGUUAGAGGAGAAACCGGACAGCUCUGGCAAUGACAGCGAGCCCGAGACGGAAACGGAGACGUCGUUCGGUCGGCCGCUCUCCACCGACGCCCUGGAGGAGUUUGGUGAUUUCAGCACCACGUGCUCCGUUCCGUCACCACCGCUGCAGGAGGAGACGGCCACGCCGGCGGAUCACAGUCAGAUGCCGGACGACGGAGACGAGGAAGAGUUCGGUGACUUUGGAGACUUCUCGUCAACGCCGGGAGGCUUUGGCAGCGGGCAGGAAUUCACCGCCUUUCCACAGAGACCACACGUGUCGGGGGUGGCUAGCGCAGACGCCGCACACGAAGAUGGGAGAGAGGACUCAACGUUGGAUACAGAAGAGUUCAUCUCCGUUUCCCCCGGAGACCCAACAGAGCCUGAACAUACGGCAGACCAAGACCAGCGGUCAGAGGAUGAGCUUGGGAGUAUACCUGUGAGCGAUAGUUUCGCAGACUUCCACUCGGCUCCAGUGGGGUGCGACGAGAGUGGGGGGACUGAAGACUGGACUGCCUUUGACGAGCAGCACGAGGAGAAGGACCCGGGAGCAGGAGGAGGUGCUGGAGGAGAGUCCUGGGCCAGCUUCGGGCCUCCCCAGACAACAGCACUCUCAGAGGAGCCCUCAGAGGACGACUGGCAGGACAGCCAGCAGCCAAUCACAGUGCCUCCCAGCUGUAGCAGUGACAGCGGCAGGACAGAGGAGGCAACAGCUGCUGCGCUGUUGUGUCGGGUGGAGAGGCUCUUCCAGACCAGCUUCCCUGAGGCACCCAUGACCCCUGUGGAAGAGGAGGUGAUUCACCUGCAGAGUUUCCUGCAGCCAGAGGGGUCGGAGGGCGCAGCCGUGAACAAGGGUGUUCGGGUGGACGUGUGGAGCCAGUUGCGGGACGUUCACAAUGCCUUUGGCCUCAAGCACCAGUGGGGUGGUUCCCAUAGCAACAAGAUGCUGUUGUGCUCUCUGGGAAUCGACACAAGGAACAUUCUGUUCACCGGUCAGAAGAAGCAGCCAGUCAUUGUGCCCAUGUAUGCAGCCAGUCUGGGAAUGCUGGAGCCGACCAAAGAACCAGUGAAACCCGUCUCAGCAGCGGAGAUGAUCGCCUCAAUAGCACAGACGCCAGCAGUGGCCACGGAAAUAACCAGCACGACCACAGACACAGGCCAGGAGGUGCUCCCACCUGUCCAGUUUGAUUGGAGCAGCAGCGGCCUUACGAACCCUCUGGAUGCGAGUGGCGGCUCCUCUCUGCUUAACCUGGACUUCUUUGGGACGAUGGAGGAGCUGGUGCCCAGCAGUGGCACCUCCAUCCCAGGUGUGGAUCCUGAGCUGUACGAGCUCACGACAGCCAAGCUGGAGCAGAGUGGCACAGGCAGCCGGGUCGCCGACGCCUUCGCCCGCCUUAUGUCUACUGUGGAGAAGACCAGCACAUCCACCAGAAAGCCCCGCAAGGAAGAGAACCUUAGUGAAGAGGCUCUGAAGGUCAUCACCAGCCUCCCAGACCUGUCCUUUAUGCAGGCCAAGGUGCUGAUGUUCCCCACCUCCCUCACGCCUCUGGCCUCAUCCGCCAUCCACACAGCUGACUGACCCACGACUCUCCACUCUGGCCUCUCCGCUCCACUGCUCUCCUUCGCUGUGCUUCAUCCAGGGCGUGAGGAACUUCUCCCUUCAUCCAGGGCGUGAGGAACUUCUCCCUUCAUCCAGGGCGUGAGGAACUUCUCCCUUCAUCCAGGGACUGAGGAACUUCUCCCUUCAUCCAGGGCGUGAGGAACUUCUCCCUUCAUCCAGGGCCUGAAGAACUUCUCCCUUCAUCCAGGGACUGAGGAACUUCUCCUUUCAUCCAGGGCGUGAGGAACUUCUCCCUUCAUCCAGGGCGUGAGGAACUUCUCCCUUCAUCCAGGGCGUGAGGAACUUCUCCUUUCAUCCAGGGCGUGAGGUACUUCUCCCUUCAUCCAGGGCGUGAGGAACUUCUCCCUUCAUCCAGGGCCUGAAGAACUUCUCCCUUCAUCCAUUUUGCUUCUGGGUUCUCAUAUUAUUUUUUUUACCUCCCAAUGUUUUUUCCUUUCUUUUUUCUUUUUGAAUGAGUUUUAAAUCAUUUUAGUCCCAUUCAAUAGUACCCAGUAGUGAGGAGGAGCUGGUAUGUCUGACCAGGGGAGAUUAUUGUGGCUUCAGAACAAGAACUGGACAUGAUACUGUUUGAAUUAAGAAAAUAUAUAAACAUUGGUUGUUAGAGCUGUUUGAUUGUGAGAAUUUGUUAGAAGAAUCAAUCUGUAUAUAAUCAGGGAUGAUUUGUGUUCUUCAUUCAUUUGAAGAUGAUCUUAAUCAACGGUGUGGGUGAGCUGUGAGAGUGUAAUAUGUGUGUCUUAAAUGAGGAAACACUGGUUUAAAAUCCUUUAGGCAAGGUGCAGAUGAAGUCGGAAGAUAAUAUAACUUGAAUACCACACUGCCUGCAAGAUUGAGCUGUCGUGUCUGUGCUCCUGCUUUAGUUUGAAAGUCUGUUUGGUUCGGAGGACACCCGUCCUUUACUCCGAUUGGAUUUUCCAACACGUGUAUGCACCAGUACCGUGCUCUUUUGUUUCGCUCCUGUUAUCAUGGCCAGUCUUUUAUCAUGUCUCCCAUGAUAACACAUCUAAAGUCACAACCGAUGGCUGCAUCAUGUAGCUGUGUGUGUGUGUGUGUGUGUGUGUGUGUGUGUGUGUGUGUGUGUGUGUGUGUGUGUGUGUGUGUGUGUGUGUGUGUGUGUGUGUGUGUGUGUGUGUGUGUGUGUGAGCGAGAGAGAGAGAGUCGGAGAUAAUUUGUUGCACCUGCUGUAAUCUGUAAUCUAUUUUGUAGUUCAUGCACCUUUUUGUUCUUUUUUUCUAUAUUUGUAGCUUCAGUCCAAACCACUGGCAAAUAUUUCUUUUGAAGGAAAAAUCAAGAGUGAAGGGUCAGCUCAGUAGGGAACAAGGGACCAAUUUCUGCUUCUGUUUUUUGUGUGUACCCUGUUGUGCUUUCUUUGCUCAUCUGCGCUCAUCAUUCUGUAUCUACCCCCUUCAUUCUUGUCAAUACCACUGUUGACCACCUGUUGUCCUGGAGGAUUUUUGCACAUUGUAAUGAUAAAGUGGAUGUACCGUCAUAGUUCUCUGUGGCUGCUGACAACAGAUGAAACUAUGGCCUGUAAAAUGUAUGGGGAAGUUCCUAUGGAAAACGAGUCACUUGAAGAGCCUGUACAUAUGUACGUGCAUGCCAGGGUUCUUUUCAGAUUAUAAGUGUGUAAAUUUACUUUUAGUGUACACAACAAAUAAAAAUAUGUAAUUUAAGAGUAAAA
Clupea harengus (Atlantic herring) is the source of this 4940-nucleotide messenger RNA. It is a transcript of the gene aftpha, whose product is annotated as aftiphilin a. The record is from RefSeq and is a predicted model, not a curated record. Gene Ontology annotation, molecular function: clathrin binding. Gene Ontology annotation, biological process: intracellular transport. Gene Ontology annotation, cellular component: trans-Golgi network membrane; AP-1 adaptor complex. Lineage: Eukaryota; Metazoa; Chordata; Actinopteri; Clupeiformes; Clupeidae. The transcript is spliced from 10 exons. The coding region runs from base 476 to 3220 and encodes 914 amino acids.